AUGGAGAAGUACAGCGCGUACAGGGAUCCGGGGACGGGAAUACAGCCGUUCCUCACUCCCAUUCCUCCCCUUACCUCCAACAACUUGAUUACUCUUGCUGCGCCCCUUGCAUACGCUCUUGGUGCACGAAUAGUUCCACCACUCCAUAGGCUAAUAGCCGGAGUUUUGACGAAGGUCACCACUCGCGCCAUCCUCUUCGUAUGCGGCUUCUUUUGGAUCCCGGUGGAGGUUGUGACACGGCAGCGAGGCCGCUUGGCUCAAAAGCCAAUCCCAUGGCGCCCCAAAGCGGAGGAUAUCAUUGUCAGCAACUGGGUCUCCUGGAUUGAGCUGCUAUGGCUCGCAUUCUGGUACGAUACUACCCCUCCCCACCUUCCUGUCAGUUUACGACCUCCCCGCUAG
Schizophyllum commune H4-8 is the source of this 399-nucleotide messenger RNA. RefSeq lists its product as uncharacterized. The transcript is spliced from 5 exons. The record is from RefSeq and is a predicted model, not a curated record. Bases 1 to 399 code for a protein of 132 amino acids. NCBI's taxonomy places the organism in Eukaryota, Fungi, Basidiomycota, Agaricomycetes, Agaricales, Schizophyllaceae.